AUGCUCGCCGCAGAAACCGUCCACCUUCAACCGAAUCACCUACCCCCCGAUUACAAUGGGCACAACAGUAGCAUAUUCACCAACAAACAGCGGAUAUUCUUCCUACCUUGGCCACGCCCAGCCCCAGUUCAGGUUGAAAAUGUACCGGUAGAAGAGAAUGAAGAGAUCAAGGAAAAACAAGUCCAGCAGCAACCCCAGCAACCGCAACUGCAGACAGAAAAACAACCUCAACAAGUGAUAUGUCCCUACACAGCUCACCUCAAAGCUGAAGAGGUCAUGAGCAUAGUUGAGGGCUAUGGAUACCACGAAAGAAAGGGCCCAGAUGGAGAAGGCUGGCUAGGAAGAGCAUCUUUCACGCCACGAGUACAGAAACACAUCGUUGCCAACGAGAUCAUUCCAAUGGUGCUGCCCGCUUUUCCCAUGAAGAGCAACAACCGUAUGGAUAAGGUGUUGUGUGCACUACCUGAUCUCGGAGAGGAGCUUGGCUUGGCUCGAUUGAACAAUCUUUGCUCUGAUAUCAAGGCUAUCUAUCCCCCUGGAGCAUUUGUUGUGAUUGUUACCGAUGGUCUAUGCUACAAUGACCUUGUAGGCAUCUCUGACGGAGAAGUAUGGGAAUACGGACAUCGCCUACGGCAGAUUGCCCAAGAAAAAGGAUACGCAUGCAUCCGAUUCAACCGUAUCAUGAACUUGUUGGGCAUUUACAGUGGCGCCGAGAUCUCCAAGGAUGAGUACACCCAGCUAUGUGACAAAGCUCGAUCCGAACUUCAUCGUCGCUAUGGUCGUCCGGGAUUCGAUGUUGACAAGUUCCUCAAGAGUGAUGAGGAUUAUUUGAGGACCUAUAAUGGAUAUGACAAAUUUAUGAAGGUCGAUCUUCGCUUCAGCCCGGUGACAAAAAACUGCCCUGGCCCGAAGCAAUAUAAGAAAAAGGUCAAGCUUGUUGCAAAGUCAAUGAUUGUACGAGGAGUGGAAUUCGCCGAAUUAGUCCGCCAAAUCUACCCAGACAGCCUCCGUCUCUCUAUCCACCCUUCCUCCGGCCAAACCAAGCUCUCAUGCCCAUUGAUCCCGCAACCAAACUCAUUUUCCAUGAGUCCCUGGCAUAGUACCGUCGCCGUAACCAGAAGCGGCACUUUCGUUACUGCACACAAAUCCCAACACCGUUCAGAUGACAAGUAUAUGCUCAUUCGCAAAGAUGGGCAGCCGUACUAUUUCCGCGAGAAAUCGGGGCUCUUUGAGUGGGAAACGGAGAAUGUGGAGUUUGAGCAUGGUUACAAGCAGAAUUUGGUGGUUAGAGAGACGACAGUGCAGAAGGAAGCGUCUUCUGAUUCCGCCAGCGGAUCAUCUCCCAAUGGCAAUCUAGACGUUAGUCAAUCUGGAGAGCUCUCUGAAGCCGACUUGGACAAGUUGGCUAAAUUGGCUAUUCUGCAUAAGAGUUUCAGAUUUGAAUCUGCAAAGUAA
Messenger RNA from Talaromyces marneffei, 1455 nucleotides. RefSeq lists its product as uncharacterized. The transcript has 4 exons. The record is from RefSeq and is a predicted model, not a curated record. The coding region runs from base 1 to 1455 and encodes 484 amino acids. Lineage: Eukaryota; Fungi; Ascomycota; Eurotiomycetes; Eurotiales; Trichocomaceae.